This is a messenger RNA of Arachis ipaensis, 705 nucleotides long. RefSeq lists its product as uncharacterized. NCBI's taxonomy places the organism in Eukaryota, Viridiplantae, Streptophyta, Magnoliopsida, Fabales, Fabaceae. The record is from RefSeq and is a predicted model, not a curated record.
AGAAAAAAAAAAUCAUAUAUUUAUAGCUUAUACUAUGAACCAAAAGGACCAUCAUAUCAUUGUACAUAACAUUUUCUCUAUCAACACAUACACCCUUAUUCUCCUAUCAUCAAAUCCAAGAAGCUAGUUAUUUGAGGGAAGAAACAGCAUCAUGAGAAUGAACAUAAACUUUGGAAGUGACCAUGAUCAGCACCUAUUGCAAAGUGGUUUGUUGAAGAAUAAUUAUGGUGACAUGUGUGACAAUUAUUUUGGAUUCCGAACUGAGGCAGGAAAAUCAGCAGACCCAAGAAUCAUGAGGCUGCUAGAGUUUAUUAGAGAACUUUACAUUAGGAGGAGAGAAACUUUCAAGAAAAUGGUUCCUGAGAGGCUCCAUGAGGAUCUUGUGGAGUUGUUUAAGAGAAUCAGCACUUUGUUAACCGGUGCUAAUCAAUCAAUGCACGGGGCAAGAACAUUGCAGAGAAGUUUGAGUGCUGGAUCAUCACAGUUGAAGCUUGAUAGGUUUAGGGUGCGCUCUGUUGAUGUAACCGGUGCCGCCGGUGGUGGUGGUGCCGCCGGUGACGUUCAAUCUGGUCAAGGUGGCCAGGGAGACAAUAAGCCUGCUGGCUCCAAAUGAAGAAUGGAGUGCCGAAUAACUAUAUAGUUUUUGUCUUAUGCUGGAAUGCAUAUGAUUUUAUUCAAGGAAAUUCAUUGUGAUUCUUUGAUUAA